AUGUGUUUAUUUUUACAAGAACAAAUUGUGUAUUUGGGACGUCAAAUAACAGCUUCCGGCAUUCUACCCGAUGAAUCCGGUGUAAAAGUGUAUCGUAGUACUAAAGAACAUGCAAAUGAUGAUGCACUAUCUCGAAUGCCGCUGGGACCAGAUGUGGACUUUGAUAAGCAGGAGUGGUGCAAUAAUGUAAAAAAGAUAAAUUUGCCAACAAACCAUAAUCAAAUACAAAAGCAUGCGGCAAAUAUAAAUAACCGUGUUAAAAAAUUUGUCAGUGAAGGUUGGCCUAUAAAGUUAAAAGAUGGCGAGUUAAUGCUUAGAUUUACUCGUAAGCUUCAAUUGACAAUAGAACAGGGGUUACUUUGUCUACAGGGUAAUGCCACCCGUGUAGUAAUACCAAAAGCUUUACAAAAAAUUGUUUUGCAACUUUUGCAUGAAGGACACUGGGGCGUAAUAAAAAUGAAGCAAUUAGCACGUCAGCAUUGCUGGUGGGUCGGCAUAGAUAGAGAUAUCGAACGAAAAGCAGCAAAGUGUACUAUUUGUUGCAUAACUAGUGCUAGCCCCAAAAGAACAUAUGCAUCCUGGCCGACACCUGAAGCACCAUGGGUUCGCAUCCAUAUAGACUUCGCAGGACCUGAUUUCAAUGCAAUGUGCCUUAUUUGUGUGGAUGAUUUUUCGCAAUUUGCAUAUAUUAUUCGUUUAUCUGGUUUUCCCAAAUGCAUAGUCUGCGAUAAUGGGCCGCAAUUAACGUCAGAAAUGUUUAGAACGUUUUGCUAUAAAAAUGGUGUCAAACAAAUUACGACAGCUCCUUUCCAUCCAGCCCCGAACGGACUCGCAGAACGUUUCGUACGCACAUUUAAGGAAUCGGUAAAGAAGAAUAUCGAUGAUAAACUAUCAAUUAAUGAAACUGUGAUAAAAUUUCUCUCAUCUUAUCGGUUUUUACCUAACUCAGAAGGAAAGUCACCAGCUGAAAUUUUACACGGUCGUGCUGUUCGUACACUUGUAAGCCAAAUAUCCGAACCUUUUGGAAAUUAUGCGGAAAAUCUUAGUAAAAAUAAAUACGAUCUCUAUAAUACUGAAUAUUUACGAAAUUUCUCGAGUGGACUGAAAUAUAUAAAAGGUGUUAUAAAGAAACAACUAGGGAGAAAAGUAUAUAUCGUUCAAACAGCAACUGGUUGUUAUAAACACCAUCAAAACCAGUUGAAGCGUUGUGAAACCAAUAACCAAAAUAACCAAGAAAAUAAUAUUCAACCUGAAGAAUUGACAUGGCAAACAAUAUCAUCACAAACUCUUAUUCCAGAGCCUGAAAAGUCAGCUGUUAAUCCUUCAAAUGCAUUCGAAGAACUACGUCGAGCAUUAUGUCGGCACCACCAUCAAUUGAACACUUAA
Messenger RNA from Teleopsis dalmanni, 1386 nucleotides. RefSeq lists its product as uncharacterized. Gene Ontology annotation, molecular function: nucleic acid binding. Gene Ontology annotation, biological process: DNA integration. The coding region runs from base 1 to 1386 and encodes 461 amino acids. The transcript has 4 exons. NCBI's taxonomy places the organism in Eukaryota, Metazoa, Arthropoda, Insecta, Diptera, Diopsidae. The record is from RefSeq and is a predicted model, not a curated record.